Molecule: messenger RNA, 2186 nt
Organism: Lutzomyia longipalpis
Lineage: Eukaryota; Metazoa; Arthropoda; Insecta; Diptera; Psychodidae
Product: zinc finger protein 260-like
Exons: 4
Coding region: 169-2139 (656 amino acids)
Biological process (GO): regulation of transcription by RNA polymerase II
Cellular component (GO): nucleus
Molecular function (GO): RNA polymerase II transcription regulatory region sequence-specific DNA binding; DNA-binding transcription factor activity, RNA polymerase II-specific
Source: RefSeq, a predicted model, not a curated record
UUUCUUAUCCUGUUAAUCAUUUCUAUAUUUGAUAAAAAAUAAAUAAAUAAAAAAAUGUUAGACCCGCUUAGACCUCCGCUGGACCUGUUUUACCGGCUAAUUUAAGGUUAAGUUAAAUACUCCACCCAGACACUUUAGACCAAAUCUUUAUUUUAAAUCUCCCAAAAAAUGAGUGGAGUACAAGAUAAAAGUCCAAUUCAGGACCAAGAAAACUUGAGGAGCAGUGAGGACUUCAGGGAAUAUUGGUUGGAAUACCAAGAAGGCCAUCAGCUGCUAAAGAAAGGCUCAACAACCUGCUGUUGCUGCUAUUGCGGAAAGGAUUUCUCAACAUCCCUCAAACACUACAACCACGAGAGAUUCUGCAAGGAUGGCAACGUUGAGAGAUUCCCUUGCAUGGUCUGUGGACUUAAUUUCAAGGCACAGGAAUGGCUUGAGAAUCAUAAAAAGCGCCACAGGAAGCCAGGAGGAUUCCCUUGUCUUACCUGCGGUGCUCAGUUUACGUCAGCAACAGCCCGGAGGAAGCAUAAAAAUGCUCAACAUCGAAUCUUUCGGUGUCAAAUCUGCAACAUUGAUUGUUUGAACUCCUUGAACUACAUCAACCACGUUCUAAACACUCACAGUGAUCUCCAAUCUGGGAAGCCUGAGAAGGUGGUUCCUUUGCAAGAGGAUGAAGAUCAAAAAAUUCAGGAAGACAACACAAAUGAACCCAAAUCUACCUCAUCCAGGGAUCUUCAAUGCAAACGCUGCCAGGCAUCGUACAACAAUGUUCGAAAUUUAAUUCAACACGUAAAAAAGGUGCACAAGAUGCAGGAAGAUGACGAAGAUUGGCCAAAGGAAGCUGAGGCCCUUCUCAAAUAUUCCUGCGAAUUUUGUAAUACACGAUUCAUCGCAGCCAAUAUAUUGCAAGAACAUUUGAGGCUUCUUCACGGUCCCAAUGGGGAGAAACUAUUUCUCUGCAGGAAUUGCAGGAAGGGAUUUGAAAGCAAGGAAGCUCUCAAGAAGCACAGAAAUCAGUGCUAUGCCCAAUGCAAUCAGUGCAAGAAGAAACUAGGCAAUAAAUGGUCAAUGAAAGGUCAUUUGAAGUACUGCAAUGGACCAAAAAUUUGCAAAAUUUGCAAUAAAUCCUUUGCAAAUUACAAUGCUCUAUGUGAGCAUGAGAAAGAGCAUAGGGAGGAGUCCUAUUCAUGCGAAUAUUGUGAGAAAACAUUCAAGAAAAUAUACUUAUGUCGUGCACAUGUUAAAAGGCAUGUUAGGAGCUUUAAAAAACAACAAACCUUCGACUGCGAUCUCUGUGUUCAACAAUUUCAUUCUAAAAGGUAUCUCAUAAAACAUCUUAUGGAAAUCCAUGGGAAGAGUAUGUUGAGUGGGGAGAGUGAAGGCUUCAUUUGUGGCUACUGCAACACACUCCUCGGGUGUAAAUCUUCUCUGACGCGACACAUGCAGACGAAACAUCGAAGUUUCUAUGGGAGAACACAAAUAAAGUGCCGACUUUGCAAGGAAAAUUUUGAUAAUUUAGACAAGAGGGAGAAGCACGAAAUGUCUGCUCAUCGUGAUGAGCUCACGUGCCAGGUGUGCAAUAAGAUUUACCCAAAAAUAUCCAAUUUGAGAAUUCACGUAAAGUACAAGCAUAUGGGUGAAAAUUCCUACAACCAAAAAAAUUAUCUCUGUGGAAAAUGCGGGAAAGCUUUCAGGCUCAUAGUAGCUUUGCGAAAUCACGAGAUGUCCAAUUGCGGAAAAUCCCCGCAGUUUCAAUGCGAUCAAUGCCAGAAAUUUUUCACAACAGCAGGAAUUCUAAAAUCUCACAAAGUCACCCAUUCGGGAGUUCGGGCAUUUCCAUGCCAGUUCUGCGAUAAGAAAUUCUUCCAGAAACAUCAGGCAUUGGUACACGAGAGGAUCCACACGGGAGAGAAGAUAUUCAAGUGCACCUACUGCUCCGAAGCUUUUGUGCACUAUUCAACGCUUCAGAUUCAUCUGAGCACCCACACGGGCGUGAAGAGGUACGUGUGCAGCGGAUGUGGCGAUAGAUUCACGUGCCAAUCCAAUUUAAGAGCACACCGGAAGAGUAAUGCGAGUACUUGUGGACUUACGCCGCUUAUGGGUCCUGUUCCAGGACCUUCUACUAAGCCACCUAAACAAUAGGGGAAUGUGAUGAAGUUUGAGAGAAUAAAAGAAUUAAACUUUUAAAA